Closterium sp. Naga37s-1 is the source of this 2184-nucleotide messenger RNA. NCBI's taxonomy places the organism in Eukaryota, Viridiplantae, Streptophyta, Zygnematophyceae, Desmidiales, Closteriaceae. The record is from the annotation of a GenBank genome assembly.
AUGGAGACCAUUUGCGAUUUUUGCGAAAAAGGCCGAGCCACGGUCUAUUGUAAAGCGGAUUCCGCUCGGCUCUGCCUCUCAUGCGACCGAGUAGUUCAUUCUGCGAAUAAUCUCUCCCUUCGCCAUCAUCGCACACUGCUUUGCGACGGAUGCAACGCGGAGCCAGCCUCCGUGCGAUGCCGGGACGAAAACCUUUCUCUCUGCCCGGAUUGUGACCUCGCGUCUCACAACGCGAAUCCGUCCGGCGCGAACCACAGCCGUCACGUGUUCGAAUGUUUCACGGGCUGCCCGUCUGCAGCGGACCUGGCGAAGCUAUGGGGUUGCGACAUGGCUCAACCGCCGCCGCUCCUCCAAGUGCAAAAAGCCCAACCAGCCUCCUCCACUUCCACAGCCGGCGGUGGUGCCUUAACUUCCGCUCACGGCUUUCUCCCGGCGAAGGAUCCCGACACCUCUACUCACCCGGCGGAACCUCAAACACCUAAGCCGGGCGUGUUAUUACCUCGUGUUUCCCUCUUCCGUCCCGCCCUCAUUCCCACCGUCGCCGUCUCCCCCCCUACGCUCGAUAUGCUCCAGGGAAUGAAAGCAGAAGCUCCUUGGAACAGCCAGUACCCUGCAGCAUCUCCCAUGACUGCUGCCUCUCCCAUGAUUGCUGCCUCUCCCAUGCUCGCCGCACCUGGCGCGUUCCCCUUCCGGCCGCAAUCGGCGGCGCCGCAGUCGCCGGAGCAGCUGCUUAGCCAAGGCUCAGGCCCGAGGCUAGGGCACGGCAUGCGAUCCAGCCCUCACAACACCCUCCUUCCCAACACCGGUGUCCCUCCCAGCUCCCCCGCUCUUACCGCUCCUAUACCCGCUCACUCUGCUGCUACUCCCGGCCCUCCUGCCAACUCUGCUGCCGCUGCCCCUCUCCCUGCCGCGACUGCCCCCUCCCCUGCUCCCUCUGUCCCGUCUCUGGCGCCAGUCAACUCUGCGCCAACCGCCCCUGCUGCGUCCGUACCUGCAGGAUCGCUAAAUAGGCAGUUCACCCGAUCGUACUCGCUGCACACGGACGCUCAGUCCCCAGUGUUCCCGCGUGUGGCGAGAACCCCCACCCGCGGCAACGCCACCCUCACCGGCGCUCCUUCUGCUGCUGCUGUUGCUGCUCUGUCGGACCGCGACCUGAAUUUUCACCUGAGUCAAAUGGCCAAUCGGAGGAUCGCGCAGGAGAUCGCGCAGUCCAGGCGGACAGGAGGAGGAGCGGGGGAAGCAGGAGGAGUGAGCAACGCAGGCGGGGUGGGCCGAGGGGGGGUAGGCUCCCCGAUGGUUCUCGAGGCGUCGCAGAAAGGCAGCAUAGGGGGGAUGACCGCCGGGGGGAUGACCGCUGGGGGGGUGACCACUGGGGGGGGGAUGGGCAGAUUGGGGGGAAGCAGGGUCGGGAUGAAGCGGAGCUUUGGCGUAGAACCGGUGGAUUUCCCCAUGGGGACGCCGAGCUUGGAGGCUGGCGGCAGGAGUCAGAGCGCUGCUGGCGGCAGGAGUCAGAGCACUGCUGGUGCCGAGCUCUGCGAUGGCAGCGGUAGUGGGUACGAGGUGGGGACUCCGUCCCGCGUUGCUGCGCCUGGAGUAGCUGAGGAGAAGUUUUCUGGAAAGCGGCAUGCCGGGGGGCUGACGUGUGCCAGCCGGGAGUCACUCCGCGAGGCAGCAGGGAGCCGCGUGGGCGGGGAGGGGCCAGAGGGCAUAGGCAGCGCUGGGCCUACAGGAGUAAUGGCCUGUUUUGAGAAUGAUCAAAAUGCGCAUGCGAAAGGAGGUGGUGUGGGGUCGACAGGUGAAAUGGCGCAGACAGGGGAGUGCGGAGGCGUGGCAGCCGGGGCCGGUCAAGACAUGGCAACACUGAUGGACGCAGAGAUGGGCAUGGGGAUGAACAUGAACAUGGGCAUGGGCAUGGGGAUGGGGAUGGGCAUGGGCAUGGGGUUCCACAUGGAGGACAUGGAUUUCCCCAUGCCGCUUCCCGGCUGUGAUGACAUGUUUUCACUCCCUGAUUCCAACUUUGGAGGAGUCUUCUGUGCUGCAUCUGGUGCUGGGGCUUACGCUGCUGGGGCGUAUGCUGCUGCUAAUGGGGCUGGGGCUGGGGCUGGGGGCGGGGGCGGGGCUUUCACUGCUGCGGGUGCGUUUGCGGGGUCCACUGGGUGCGGCAGUGCGGCAGCUGAUGCCUGA